This is a messenger RNA of Protomyces lactucae-debilis, 765 nucleotides long. RefSeq lists its product as uncharacterized. The record is from RefSeq and is a predicted model, not a curated record. Lineage: Eukaryota; Fungi; Ascomycota; Taphrinomycetes; Taphrinales; Protomycetaceae. The coding region runs from base 1 to 765 and encodes 254 amino acids. The transcript has a single exon.
AUGCUCUCUCGCCAAGGACAGCGUCCUCAGACACCCUUUGCCUAUGCCAGUGUCCAUCCUGCUCUCCGAGGGUCCUUUGCAAGCUUGCAUUACAGCACUCGUCUACCAUACCCAGACUUGCCCGUCACCAGCGCAAUGAUGCAGAGCAGUGACUCGCUCUCCGUGCUCUCCCUUAUCUCGCUGACGCAGUUUGCGCAGUUCGAGGCACAGCUGUCUGUCAAGAGUAUCGAGUCAAUGGUGCUUCACUAUGGUGCUGCCUCUGUCCGUGGUAUGCACAAACCAUUGCCCGUCCCAGUACAGACACCAGAGCACAAGGAAGCACAGCCAACUGGUCUCAAACACUGGAUGGGCACAUUGAAGCUUCGUGCAAAGACCCUGCUUGGACGUAAAGCACCAGAAAAGGAGAAUCUUCCGCCAAGCUAUGAUUGCAAGCUUCAGCAAGCAACACGACCACCACUGACAUCUCUCUUUGCAAGCAGCCUCAGCUCAAUCAACAACCCUUUCGAGGAGCAUAAUGAAGGAUUCAGCAAAAUUUGGCGUGACAGCGAGGGAGUCCGUUAUUUAUGUGUGGAACAAGUCGAGCCUAGUUUGCAGCAGCGUGACGCCUUUUGGCAGCUCCGCAUUGAAGCGAUGCGUUAUGGCAAAGUCAUUCCCAUUCCAGUCAAGAAUAUCAUGAAGCGUUGCCGGUCGAAAAGUAAGUGCAGUGAUGGUCUCUGGACGAUAGAUGGCAAGCGGCGUAUCUGGCUCGUCCAGCGAAUUUGCUGA